Molecule: messenger RNA, 1246 nt
Organism: Plectropomus leopardus (leopard coralgrouper)
Lineage: Eukaryota; Metazoa; Chordata; Actinopteri; Perciformes; Serranidae
Source: RefSeq, a predicted model, not a curated record
UGUGGUCUCUUCAGGAGUGAUGCUGUCACCACGUCUGAGCACGUCUGUGGAGGGAGGUUCGUUGCCAGGAGGAUCCGCAGUGGCAUAACUUAUUUUUACGCUCCAUACUCUGGAGCAGAGGAACAAACAUUUUGUGCUGCCAAAGACUCUCAAACAUGCGCUAAUCUUUGCUCAGUCCCAUCCCAAACACCCUCCUCCUCUGCAGACCCUUCCUCCUCUCCACUGCUCUCACAGUCACCUGCCUCCUCCCAAAACCAAUCAGAUUCAGCCUCCGCUCCCCGGCCUCUUCUUCUUUUCUUCUCCUGGCUCGGUGCCCAGCCAGGUGGGGUGAGCAAGUACAGAGACCUUUAUCUGGAUCGUGGCAUGGACGUCCUCCUGGUCCAGAGCAAUGUUUUGCACUUCCUGUGGCCUCGAUGGGGGCUCGACUACGGCUUGGAGGUUUUGAAGGUUCUGGAGGAGCCUCAGUUCUCGGGGAGGGCCGUGCUGGUCCACGCCUCCUCCAUCGGUGGUUACACUUUCACCCAGACGCUCACCCACAUCGCUCAGGGAUGGGACGAACAUGCAGGCCUGGCGCAGAGGGUGAUAGGACACAUCUAUGACAGCCUGGUGGUUGGCUCUCUGGAGCACAUGGCGAUAGGCCUCGGCAAGACUCUGGUUCCACGUUUGGAGCGCUUCGUCAAAAACAUUGCCAUGUUUUACUUCUGGCUCUUCAAAACCCACACAGCAGAUUUCUAUGAAAACAGCAUCCAGAUUUUCCGCAACAGCCCGAUCACCGCGCCAGCCCUCUUCUUCUACAGUGAAAACGAUGCUCUGUGCAACUCAGCCGACAUGGAGAAGCUAAUCGGUCUGUGGAAGAAGAGGGGCGUGACUGUGGAGAGCAGGAAGUGGAAGGUGUCGAAACACGCAGCACACAUGCGAUGCCACCCCGAAGACUAUCUCUCUACACUGGAGAAAUACUUGAAGUUACUGCACAUCUCCUCCCCCAAAGCAAAAAUGUAAACUGUUGGGGGACUAAAAGGUUUGGUUUGACUGAACUUUAAAACUGUAAGGAAACUUUUUGAUGAAUAAGACAGUUAAUCUUUUUAUCCUUAUAGCCAUCGCAUGAUAAAAGGCAUAAUUUAACAGCAUAAUUUAACAAAGACAUUUGUCUUUCCUUUCAGGCAUUAUUCUCAAUGGUUUGUUGUUUGGAUUUAAACUAUUGUUAUAUUUAAACUGAUGCACACUAUUUAUGAAUGACUGUGGCGCU